AUGAUCAUGGAUUCCAGUACUAUUUCAGAGGAAACGAAAGGUCUUAUCGUCAAGGCGCUGGAAGGUUUAGCCAACGAAAGUUGGAAAACACAUGAUGGCGAAUUCCCCACAUUUCCCGAGGAGACUUUUUUAAGCCACAUGAUCGACACCGGCAAAGCCGACUUGAUCAAGUUACAAACUAUAUCUCUACCCGCAUUGCGACAGCAGCUCUUGGGUUUAAUAGAGUCAUUCGAUCUCAGAACUUUGGAUAAAGAGCACAAACCAAAAUACCCUGAUGUCUUAGAGAUCACCCAUCAACUCGGUCCUACCUUGAAUCUAAUCGACACUUCCACCGAGUCCAUCUCUCCCGCUAUUGGGUCGGAGGCAAUGGAAUUACUUAGCAAGGUAGACCAUGACUACGGUAUUGUGAAGAGAUACAGGUGUGAGGAGCUUCGAGCUAGGCUUCAUGUCUUGAUGACCCACAACCUCCGUAAUUUGUUUGGCUCUUAUUGGGAAUUCGUUCAAAGUUGGAAUUUCGUCGGCCCGGCCUCCUCAGACUCUGAUCAUGACUUAGACAUGAUCCGCCUCCGAGAUAGCAUAAUUGAACUUACCGAUGAAUCCUGCCAAGUGAUCGACGAUGAUAUAAUCAAAUGGUCCAAACGAUCCGAUUUUGCCAUUCUACAAAAGACAUGGCAGGAACAAGCCGACGAUUUUAGUGACACUUUGAACUUCAUGGCCCAGCAAAUCGAUUACAACGUCAACUUCAAAAAAAAACCCAAGGAGGGCGCACCCAGAAACAACCCACGUGAAAAUAUCUGGGGCGGAUAUAAUGGAUUUGAUGCCCCAGAAGAUCAAGCUGAAACUGACUCUGAGGACGAUGGGUCAUUACCAGAAUUUAACCUUCUAAAUUUAGAACUCAUUCCGAGUAUCCGGAGUACUAUACCACUUCUCAAAUUAGGCAGAAUAUUCUUUACCAAAUUGUUGGACACCCCCAAAGGUAAACCCCCCUUUUCGCUCAGCGAUCGCCUGAGUUCCUACGAAUUGGAGGAGUUGAAAACGACCACAAUCAGUUUUCGUAUCUGCAUUAUGCAGAUUCUGCACGCCAUUUACGAGGCCGAGGACCUAGCAGGCCUAAACAGUCAAAGGGUAGACAUCAUGCCGCUGUUCGACCAGGGUCCACCACGUGCUCUUGACAAGUCCUUAACGCUAUUAGCAUUUUUUCUUGUGCCCAAACCUUCACAACUUGAUCUUCCUCUUCCUGAAAAUCCUUUUAAAGAAUGGUUUUGUGAAUUUCGAUUUACAUUUUCAACGGCUCUACAACAACUCCGAGAGAACUUAUUCACCUCCGACUCCGAGAGAACUUAUUCACCCGAUGAAAUGUUUUGA
Messenger RNA from Puccinia graminis f. sp. tritici CRL 75-36-700-3, 1365 nucleotides. RefSeq lists its product as uncharacterized. The transcript has 2 exons. The record is from RefSeq and is a predicted model, not a curated record. The coding region runs from base 1 to 1365 and encodes 454 amino acids. NCBI's taxonomy places the organism in Eukaryota, Fungi, Basidiomycota, Pucciniomycetes, Pucciniales, Pucciniaceae.